AUGCCGCACCGAUCCCGAUCACCGUCGAUUUCUCGUGAGUCAAUCUCAACAUUCCCUUUCCAGCGACAGCCUUGUUGCAAGGGGGGUUCCUUUUGCCACAUCUCACAACUGACAUGGCACGCCGCCUUCAGGGGAGGUCUCGAGAUGCUCUUCGACAACCAACGCCGGCACUCUGUCUCACUUCCUGCCGUCAACGACGACGGCAAGCCCGCCACUGUUGGCUUCCUCAUCGACUACCUCUGCAAAAACCUCAUGAAAGAUCCCAGAGUCGACCUAUUCGUCCUGGACAAGCAUAUCCGCCCAGGUAUCCUAGUCCUCAUCAACGACGCCGAUUGGGAACUCGAGGGCGAGGAAGCUUAUGUGAUCCAGCCGCACGACAACAUCCUGUUUGUCUCGACUCUCCAUGGUGGCUGA
This is a messenger RNA of Chaetomium strumarium, 414 nucleotides long. RefSeq lists its product as uncharacterized. NCBI's taxonomy places the organism in Eukaryota, Fungi, Ascomycota, Sordariomycetes, Sordariales, Chaetomiaceae. The coding region runs from base 1 to 414 and encodes 137 amino acids. The transcript has 2 exons. Gene Ontology annotation, cellular component: nucleus; cytoplasm. Gene Ontology annotation, biological process: tRNA thio-modification; protein urmylation. The record is from RefSeq and is a predicted model, not a curated record. Gene Ontology annotation, molecular function: protein tag activity.